Messenger RNA from Syngnathoides biaculeatus (alligator pipefish), 2039 nucleotides. RefSeq names its product 1,25-dihydroxyvitamin D(3) 24-hydroxylase, mitochondrial (gene cyp24a1). The record is from RefSeq and is a predicted model, not a curated record. Gene Ontology annotation, biological process: C21-steroid hormone biosynthetic process; glucocorticoid biosynthetic process; cholesterol metabolic process. The transcript has 12 exons. The coding region runs from base 138 to 1901 and encodes 587 amino acids. Gene Ontology annotation, cellular component: mitochondrial inner membrane. Lineage: Eukaryota; Metazoa; Chordata; Actinopteri; Syngnathiformes; Syngnathidae. Gene Ontology annotation, molecular function: iron ion binding; oxidoreductase activity, acting on paired donors, with incorporation or reduction of molecular oxygen; monooxygenase activity.
CACCUCCAACCAGGGGUGUCGUGUUUAUUUAUGGAGCCCAAAUAGGGAGAAGGGGAGGGGAGUGCUGCUGGAGUUCCGAGGGGGGCACUUCCGCGGUCUAUCUGAGGCCAUACGAUCCUCUCAACGUGGAUCCAUAAAUGAAUGGUGGGCUCGGCGGCCACACCAUGGCGGACCGGCCCCUGAUUGGCUCGGUGCUCCGCCGGAAUAAACCCACUCGGCGUAUAUAUGCGGCGUUGAGGUGUGACACUUCCAGGAUAGUGAGCAAAGGCUCACACUUUAAAAUAAUAAUCAUAACAAAAAAAAAAAAAAAAAAAACAGGCCGAGCCAAGCGAAGCGAGAGGACGAUGAGGGCGCAGAUCCAAAAGGUUCCGCAGAUCGUGGAGCUGCUGAGGAAGAAGUCGGUGGCGAUGCAGCAGCUCAAGCCCACGUCGUCGGUGUGCGUCCUGGAAGAGAAGGAUGCUGUGGAGGCUGCGCGGUGCCCGCACGCCUCCCCCUCCUCCUUCCCCCCGGGGGCGCCCAGCCUGGAAGCCCUUCCCGGACCCACCAACUGGCCUCUGGUCGGCAGCCUGGUGGAGCUCCUGCGCAAAGGAGGACUGACCAGACAACACGAAGCGCUGGUGGAUUAUCAUAAAAGGUUCGGGAAGAUCUUCCGCAUGAAGCUGGGCUCUUUCGAGUCGGUGCACAUAGGCGCGCCUUGCCUCCUGGAGGCGCUCUACCGCAAGGAGGGCGCGCACCCGCAGAGGCUGGAGAUCAAACCCUGGAAAGCUUACAGGGACCUGCGGGACGAGGCCUACGGGCUCCUCAUCCUAGAAGGGAAAGACUGGCAGAGGGUGAGGAGCGCCUUCCAGCAGAAGCUGAUGAAGCCCACAGAGGUGGUGAAGCUGGACGGCAAAAUCAACCAGGUCAUGGAAGAAUUUGUGGACAGAAUUGGGAAAAUCUGCGUGGAUGGGAAGAUUGGAGACCUGUACUUCGAACUCAAUAAAUGGUCUUUUGAGACCAUUUGUCUGGUGCUCUACGACAAGCGCUUCGGUCUGCUGCAGGAGAAGGUCGACGAGGAGGCCAUGAACUUCAUCACCGCCGUCAAAACGAUGAUGAGCACGUUUGGCAUGAUGAUGGUGACGCCUGUGGAGCUCCACAAGAGCCUCAACACCAAAACAUGGCAGGACCACACCGCCGCUUGGGACCGCAUCUUCAGCACAGCCAAAGUCUACAUCGACAAGAAAUUGAAGCGCAACGCCCCGGGAGCCCCGGACGACUUAAUCGGUGACGUCUUGCGGCACAGCAGCCUGUCCAAGAAGGAGCUGUACGCCGCCAUCACUGAGCUGCAGAUUGGUGGCGUGGAAACGACUGCCAAUAGCAUGCUGUGGGCUAUUUUCAACCUGUCCCGGAACCCCGCCGCCCAGAAGGAGCUGCUGAGCGAGAUCACGAGAGUGGUGCCCCCCGGCCGCCACCCGUGCGGGGAGCACCUGAAGGGCAUGCCCUACCUCAAAGCCUGCCUCAAAGAGUCCAUGAGGUUAUCGCCAUCCGUUCCAUUCACAAGCAGGACCCUGGACAAAGACACUGUGUUGGGAGAUUACGCCAUUCCCAAAGGAACAGUUCUGAUGAUCAACAGCCACGCCAUCGGCGCCAACGAGGAGUACUUCGACGACAGCAAGCGAUUCAAGCCCGAGCGCUGGCUGCGCGAGAACAGCACCAUCAACCCCUUCGCCCACGUCCCCUUCGGCAUCGGCAAGAGGAUGUGCAUCGGCCGCCGGCUGGCCGAGCUGCAGCUUCAGCUGGCCCUUUGCUGGCUGGUACGAGACUACGAGAUCGUGCCGACGGAUGAGGAGCGCCUGGACGUGAUCCACUCGGGAUUAUUGAUUCCCAACAGAGAACUUCCGGUGGCCUUUGUCAAGAGAUGAGGUGCUGCGUUCGUCCCGAUGGCGAGAUGGCGCCGCCGCUGCACCACUGACUCCCAGUAUUGCUGCUCUGUAAAUAUAAAAAAAAAAAAAAACAUAAAAUUGCCAAACAUGUAAUCACGCCAUGAAUACCUCAAACUU